GGGAGCGUAUUGAGUUGUGUAAUGAUAGGAAAUGUCAGUUAAGGGCAGUAAAAGGGGGAGGAGGCCAGAAAGGAGCAGGAUGGUGAAUAAAACACCCUAAAUGAAAGACGACUCAUAAUGGAUGUCCCGCUCUGCACUCCCUGCAACAUCCAGAUCUGUGAGGUCACCUGCGAUUCCUUCCGCAUCAUGUGGGAUAUGACGCCCCAGGACACAACGAGAGCCACGCACUUCUUCAUUGACCUGAGCCGCAAAGAGAGCAGGGACCCUAACCGCUUCAAACACAGGGAUGUGCCGACCAAGCUGGUGGCCAAAGCUGUGCCUCUCCCCAUGGCAGUGAGGGGACACUGGUUCCUCAGCCCACGAACAGAGUACUGUGUUGCUGUCCAAACUGCUGUCCGGCAGCCCGACGGUAACUACCAGGUGUCAGAGUGGAGCCAGGUGGUGGAGUUUUGCACUGGGGACUACGCAAUGGAGCACCUACAGCAGCUCCUUGACAAGGCCAAAGGCUCUGCAGGGAGGCUGCUGAAAUUCUCUGUGUUUUAUCGAAACCAGCAGCCAGACUACUUCGACUAUGUCAGGAGGGAAAGUGGGAGUCUGAUGCGUCCGGCCCUAAAAGACAUCAGUGGAAGUCAUGGCUCUCCUAUCAACGGCAAACUGCAGGGGGUGUUCUUCAGCUGCAACACUGAGUUUGAUACAGGCCUCCCUCCCAAAGACUCUCCUUACGGCCCCCUGCGCUUCCAGAUACCAGCUGGACAUCUACUGAACCCCAACAUCAGCCUGUAUUUUGCAGACUUCUACUGCAUGUACACAGCAUAUCACUAUGUAGUACUGGUGCUGGCCCCUGUAGGCUCUGCAGGAGACACCUUUUGUCGCACCCGCUUGCCUAUGUUGGACUUGGGCUCCAAUCCCUUCCUAACAUACAUUGAACCCCAGAGUCCAGGGGAAGAGCCUUUAUACUGCCAUGCCAGUGAUGUCAUCCUUGAGGUGCUUUUCUCAGAGCCGGUUCACUUGGAUCAGGGCAGCGUGGAGCAGAUCAGCGGGCACCACCAGCUCAAGAGUCUGACCACUGCCAAUGCCAAGAAGGACCCGAGCUGCAAAGUGUGCAACAUCAGUGUAGGGCGUUGAGGGAGAUGCUGAUGUGGGAUGAGAUAUGGAUGUGUUUGGGCCUACUAAACUGAAAAGACACGUUUUUUGCAAAGGACAAAACAGUAGAGUCCAUCAUGUGUAGGCCAGAGUACAUGGAAACAGCCCACCUCUCGGGGUGUGUGCAUGCUGCUGUUCCUCUCCCGUCCUGCCUCUAAUAGAAUAGUGAGUAUUUUUUAAAAGAUUUAACAGCGUCCUGCAGAUAUUCAUCAUGAUCACAGCUGGAAGUACAGUUUACAUCAAUCCACUGCUAAAAAAAGAAAUCUGAAGUAUGUGAUAGGCUUUAGUCAACCUUAUUUGUUGAGUUAUCUGAACUCUGGUGUUUUUGUGGAUUUUUUGUCAAUCUUUAUCAAAUGUAUUUUUUUUCCUGAAUUGUGUUUGCUUUCAGUUUCUGUUAUGAUGGCCCAAUAGUUUGAUGUGACUUUGUUUUUUUCUGUCUCACACAACCCAGAAGUGCAGAUGUUGGCUUGCAAAUGCUGCCCCUUUAUAAGUUAAUGGUUUUAAAUGUCAGACGUAUUACCAAAUGUGUUUCAGUUUGUACUUUCUAAAUGCUCUCUCCGUAAAGUCACUGCCAGAUGUUCUGUCUUUUAAAAAGGAACAUUUAAUCUCCAAAUGUCUUAUAUUAAAAUGUUUCUGCGUCCCCCCCGUCAAACACAGUAAUGCUUCUCAAAGCUUGUCGAAAAAAAAACAUCGGGUUAUGAUCUCUGACAGCAAACCUCUGCUCUCUAAACAGAGCUGAGCUAAGAUUAGCUCAGCUCUUGCUUUGGGGCUUGUGUUUGUCCCUGCCUAAUAAUCUCUGACCUAUAUGGGAAUUCCAGCGAUGCCCACAGUGAAAGGAACCCCCUCCCUGGUGCAUGACAGUCAUGCAGGAAGGGAAGAACAUCCAAAGUGUCGUACGUGACAGGACAGUCAGAGGAGUAUGAGUACAAAGGUCAUCAGUUUGAGUCUGAAUGUGAAAGAAAGCUGGAGAUGAUGACAAGUUUUAAAAAGCUUUUAUGCAAAACAGAUAUUGAGAUGAUUUAACAAACAAGAAGGAACAAUUUAAAGUAAAAACUACAAAAAAGGAUGUGAUCUAUUAAAGAGACAGGUUGAACUAUGCCCUCUCAUACAGAUUGUUGCCCCGACAGAGAUGCGAGCUAACGCACACAUUAAUGCUGUAAUUCUGACCAUUGUUGUUGUCCCAAAAAGGCUCACUCUGCCCUCCAGGUAAAUACCUUAAACAGAACUCUAUCUUUCUUUUGGCAUCUAGCACUUUAGGAAUGGUAAUGUUGAAUUCAAAGAUGUCUGUCUGAGGUCCUCCGAAGCGUUUCUUUAGGUACGUGCAGGGCACAUCUCUGUAAGUCUGCCAAGAGUCAAAGGUGAUGCGAACACUGACAUCCUUCUGGGGGCUGGUGUUUCUCACUCGGACCGUUCCUUGUAUGGUUAGAUCUGUGACACUGCAGUUCUCCAGGAUUACCAUGCUCUCUGCCAGCUUGGCUCGAAAGGCCUGAAAAUCUGCCGAGGGCUGUGGAAAGCCCAGUUUGAGGCAUGUUCCCGGGCAGCAGGUGCUGACGGUGCAGCUGUAGCCGUCCUCUGUCAUGCUUCCCAAAUCCUGCAGCGAUGGCAGGAGGUCGAGGUCAGACUGCUCCUCUUCAUCCGAAAACUCUCGCACGGCUGUUAGAGACAAUCCCUGGGAGUCAGCGAAAACAACGUGUUUGUUCUUGAUUGGGAUCAAAACAUCAUCAUCAUCAUCAUUCAAGUCCUCAAGGAAACGGGGGAGGAGGUGAUUGAGGAAGCCCUGGUUUAAGAUGUCAGGGGAUAGCUGAUGUGAAGCUGUAGGACGGAUGCAGGGACGCUGCGGCUUCAGGAUGGGGACCCAAACAUGAGGACACAGUUGUUUACGCUGGUUUAAGCACAGUGUGACAGCAAGCUCAGCAAGUCCAGCUGACUGAGCUGCUGACCUGAGGUCAACCACAGGCAGGACACUGUGAAAGAAAAAAAAAGUGUUUACAAUACAGACUGACGCACAAGAAGUGUGAUAACACACAUGUACAUACUGUAACUGUGAAAAUAAUAGGAUAUUGAGGAAAGUAUUACAAGAUAAAAGCAACAUAAUCGUAGAAAUUUAACAGCUGCAUUUGUUUAAUGACAGAAAGAGCAAUUUCUGGGCUUACCGUAAACUAGUCAUCGGCAUUGUGGUAGACUGGUGUUGAAAUUAUGGAAAUACUUUCUCAAACUUGGUUGGAGCUCUAAAAAAUGCAAAAAAAAAAUGCAUGUAUAAGGAAGAUGUAAUGUCAUGCAUUUAAAAUCUAUGUCCAUAAUUUUGCAAUCAUGAUGUAACCAAAAAAGAAGUCUAUUAGUAGUCCAAAAUCAGACUUACACACUUCCAUAGGCAGCAAGUUGUCAUCAGUAGUCUAAGUCACCCCUUUGCCCGCAGCAGAAUGUGGCCCUGGAUCCUAUUUAUACUACCUCAGUUAUAAAAUGUCAUGUUGUAAACUCCUCCCUAUUUUCUCUCCUGACCAAUCAGCGCAGUCUUUUGGUUUUGUGCUCCUUUAAACAUUCCUUGUGAGUAACCAAUGCUUAAUAUUCAUAAUUCCAUAUUUCAAUGUCAACAGAAAAAUGUUACAUAUAAAGGUUUAUAUGGAACUAUGUCUAUGUGCUGUCCCGGUUUACUUCAUGUUUUUCUACUUUAUGUAACUCUGCUCUAAAUUGUGGAAACUGUUCCAGACAUCUCAGGCUCUAUUCUCAGACCUGGCUCGUUCCUGUCUUGAUGGGACCACUGCCAUAGAGUUCAGAGACACUCUGAGGAGGGCAAGAUUACAAACAACUCUCAGCAUGCUCCUCACCUAUCUGAGGAAGAUAUUCAAGAUGAAUCCAUGUAAUGUUGACAUAUUGAGUUACAUAGAACCUUUGGCACACAUCCACACUUACUGAAAUCUAUUUAAAACAACACAUUUGGACAUUUUGAAGACCUUAAAUGUGGUGUACAAUGGAGCAUACUGGCUAAUUUGUAUCUUUAGGUCUUAUUGGAUGAUAAAGUCCAGGAAGCUGAUUCAUUUAAAACUGUUAAGUGCUGCAUUAAAUAAACAAUACAAUCAA
Molecule: messenger RNA, 4221 nt
Organism: Notolabrus celidotus (New Zealand spotty)
Lineage: Eukaryota; Metazoa; Chordata; Actinopteri; Labriformes; Labridae
Gene: phyhip
Product: phytanoyl-CoA hydroxylase-interacting protein
Exons: 5
Coding region: 118-1125 (335 amino acids)
Cellular component (GO): cytoplasm
Molecular function (GO): protein binding
Source: RefSeq, a predicted model, not a curated record